AUGUCUGAUGUACAGGCUAUCAAUCUGAGAGCGAGGCUAGUUGUGCUUAGCUGCUGUCACAGUGGUGAAGGCGAGGUCGCUUCUUAGGGUGUGGUGGGUAUGGCACGAGCUUUCUUGUUUGCUGGUGCUCGCUCCGAGCUGGCAACUCUCUGGGCAAUUGAUGACGAAGCCACCCAGGUGUUCAUGAAAAGUUUCUUUCAACAUCUAAGAAAUCGUGAAAGUGCCAGUACUGCUCUGCAUAAGGCCAUGAAAAGUCUUCGAGACUCUGACAAGUUUUCUGCCCCGAAGUACUGGGCUCCAUUUGUGCUGAUUGGCGAUGACGUUACGAUUGCCUUCGCUGAAAAUCACUGUGAACGUUGUAAGUAG
Messenger RNA from Porites evermanni, 366 nucleotides. Lineage: Eukaryota; Metazoa; Cnidaria; Anthozoa; Scleractinia; Poritidae. The record is from the annotation of a GenBank genome assembly.